Messenger RNA from Odobenus rosmarus divergens (Pacific walrus), 2034 nucleotides. RefSeq names its product chromosome unknown open reading frame, human C16orf72 (gene HAPSTR1). The coding region runs from base 178 to 1545 and encodes 455 amino acids. Lineage: Eukaryota; Metazoa; Chordata; Mammalia; Carnivora; Odobenidae. The transcript is spliced from 4 exons. The record is from RefSeq and is a predicted model, not a curated record.
CCCCGUUGGUUUGGACGCAACCACUGUGAGCUCCUCCCCCACCUUUUCCUCCUUUUCCAUCCUUCCUGACACACGCUCCCUUCCCCCGCCCAUUGGUUACGUCAGGCAGACAGGACGGUGAGCCAAUCACGGUGCUGCGUUCAGAGGCCGGCACGCGGAACCGGUCGGAUCGGACCAAUGAGGGCGCUCGGAGCGGGCGCGCCCCAACCGGGCAGGGGAACCGAGGCCGAGUGGGCGGUGCUUCACCAGUCAGCAUGUGGGCGGGGGAGGGCGGGGACCGGCAGCCGCAGAGGCGUCGACGGCGGUAGCGACGACGACGUUCCUCAGUGUUCGGGGUGGGCUCGGCGGUGCAGGCCGUGUUGCGCGGAGGGUUUGGCGGUCAGCGGCGGCGGCCCUAGAGGGGCCGCGGCGCCAUGGGCAGGCGAUAGACGGGCUCGGGCCGGCGAGGCGAGGGGCGGCGGCGGUCGUCCAGGCCGCGGCGACCUUCGGCGGGGCCCGGGGGUGGGGAGGCCCGGGGCGGGGGUCGUCCCGGACAGCGCGGGGCCGCGGGGCGGGUCUCGCAGGCCGUCGGGGUGCAGGAGGCCUGGGCCGCCGCGAGGAGCUGCCGCCGGCCGCUGGGCCCCGCCGCCGGGCCGCUCGACGACGACGCUCCCGCGGGGGCCCCGCCUGAGGAGGACGCGGCGGCGGCGGCGGCGAGGCCGCGGGAGGCCGCGGAGGAUGGAGGAGCGGAAGGAGGAGGGCGAGGCCGAGAUCCAGGAGCACGGGCCGGAGCACUGGUUCUCCAAGUGGGAGCGGCAGUGCCUGGCUGAGGCCGAGCAGGACGAGCAGCUGUCCCCCGAGCUGCAGGAGGAAGCGGCGGCCGCCGCGCAGCCUGAGCACAAGCAGCAGAAGCUGUGGCACCUCUUCCAGAACUCGGCCACCGCCGUGGCCCAGCUCUACAAAGACCGAGUGUGUCAGCAGCCAGGACUUUCUCUCUGGGUCCCCUUCCAAAACGCAGCCACCGCCGUCACCAAUCUCUACAAAGAAAGCGUGGAUACUCAUCAACGAAGUUUUGAUAUUGGAAUUCAGAUUGGCUAUCAGCGACGCAAUAAGGAUGUGUUGGCUUGGGUUAAAAAACGCAGAAGAACUAUUCGUAGAGAAGAUUUGAUCAGCUUCCUGUGUGGGAAAGUUCCUCCACCACGAAACUCUAGAGCUCCCCCAAGACUGACUGUAGUGUCCCCUAACCGAGCUACUUCAACGGAAACUAGCUCAUCUGUAGAGACUGAUUUGCAACCCUUCCGGGAAGCCAUAGCUCUGCAUGGUCUUAGUGGUGCAAUGGCUAGUAUAAGCGUGCGUUCGAGUACCCCAGGCUCUCCUACACAUGUAAGCAGUGGAUCGAAUGCUAGUCGAAGGAGAAAUGGACUCCAUGAUGUCGAUUUGAACACUUUCAUAUCAGAAGAAAUGGCACUCCACUUGGACAAUGGUGGAACUAGAAAGCGUACCUCAGCCCAGUGUGGCGAUGUCAUUACAGACUCACCAACCCAUAAACGCAACAGAAUGAUCUAAACUGCAAACAUUUUCACACCCACCAUGCUGCUUGAAAGCCACUUGAUCCUCAACAUAUAUUAUUGCAAAGGAAACAUGAGGCCAUCUUCCCUUGUUCACUGUUUAAGACAAGUGAAUUCUGUAGUGGUUGCCAUAAAAGGAAGUUCUAGGUAUUUACAGUAGAUGCCUCUUGUAACUAUGGCUUUCCUAAAACUAUAAUCCUAGCAGAGGACAUCAGAAUCGUGUAGUCAUUAGCAAGAUCAUCAUAGGCAAACAUAUAUCCGUUCCAAGGCUAAAAGUGACCUUAACUGUAUUUAUUCUCAAAGGGAAAGGAAAUAUCAGAUGUUUAUUUGGUUUUGGAAUGCCUUUUUUCCCCCCCUUCCUCUCCUUGGUCCAUUUCCUGCUGUGUUGAGUAUUUUGCUUCAACAGUAUUGCCAGGUUCCUAAAAUUAUCUCAAACCCACGAUUUGGCUUCCUUGUCAAAUCUGCAGGCUUCCAUUUUUUUUUUUUU